AUACGCGCUUGCUUGCUUGAGAUACAGAAUGGUAACGAGGGGGGGUAAAAAAAAAAAAGAAAAAACAAGGCGCUUCUUUCUCGCAUUGCGCGUCAUUCAAACAGGACUCAGUGUACUGCUUUUUCCUCUCUGUUGCAUUAGUAAUAACAGCAGCGUUGACGAGAGACAGCAGGAGGAGAGGAGAGUGUGUGUCUCCAGACAGCGGUGCCCAGCAGAGGAAUACUGAGCUUUUUCCUUUUUUUUCUUUUUCUUUUUUUUUUCUCCUGGAGCUGGUUAUUUACACCACCGCUUCUUGUCUUGUUGUUUGCUUUCUUCCCCCCCUCUCUUCUCCCCCCCUCCUCGUUUAUGUUGAACUCGGACAGUCACGUGCAAACAUCGCCGCGAGUCUUACAGAGAAGGGGGACGACGACUUCUCACCUGGUGCGUUGACUUUUACCAACAGGGAAAAAUUUUCAGCCUUUUUUGUGUGUGUGUGCGUGUGAGCCGACAUCGCCGGACUCCCCAACCCACCUUGCGAAGGACGUCAACGAAAAGCAAGUUUUCUCCCUUAGGAUGAAAUAUGCACACUCUGCAUCUGUAGAAAGAAGACAACACAAAGUGUGAGGUUAACAAGUGGUUUUAAAUCAUGAUGAUGCAGGAGUCGGCCACAGAGACAAUAAGCAACAGUUCAAUGAGUCAAAAUGGAAUGAGCACCCUAAGCAGCAGCCAAUUAGAGGCUGGCAGUAGAGAUGGGAGAUCAAGCGCUGGUGACACAAGCAGCGAAGUAAGCACAGUCGAGCUGCUGCAUCUGCAACAACAGCAGGCACUACAAGCGGCGAGGCAAUUACUCUUGCAGCAGCCAGGCAGUGGCCUGAAAUCUCCAAAGAGCCAGGACAAGCAGCGUCCACUGCAGGUUCCAGUGUCAGUGGCCAUGAUGAGUCCCCAAGUGAUCACACCACAGCAGAUGCAGCAGAUCCUCCAGCAGCAGGUUCUUUCCCCACAGCAGCUCCAGGCUCUGCUCCAGCAGCAGCAAGCGGUGAUGCUGCAGCAGCAACACCUGCAGGAGUUUUAUAAGAAACAACAGGAGCAGCUUCAUCUGCAGCUUCUCCAACAACAGCAUCCCGGCAAGCAGGCUAAAGAGCAACAACAGCAGCAGCAGCAGCAGCAGCAGCUGGCCGCCCAGCAGCUCGUCUUCCAGCAGCAGCUCCUGCAGAUGCAGCAGCUCCAGCAGCAGCAGCACCUGCUCAACAUGCAGCGGCAGGGCCUGCUCUCCCUGCCCGGGCCCGCUCCGGGCCAGGCCGCCCUGCCCGGACAGAACCUGCCCCCGCCAGGUGGCUUGAGCCCCGCGGAGCUCCAGCAGCUGUGGAAGGACGUGACCGGAGGCGGCGGCGGCGGCGGCCACGCCAUGGAGGACAACGGCAUCAAACACAACAGCAGCGGCGGCAUCGGCGGCACCGGGGCCGGCGUCGUCAGCAGCGGUUUAGACCUCUCCACCAACAACUCCACUUCAACUACCUCCUCCUCCAACCCUGCCAAAGCGUCGCCGCCAAUCUCGCACCACUCCAUCACCAACGGACAGUCGCCCAUCCUCAACCACAGACGAGAGCGGGAAAGAGAGCGCGAGAGCUCACUUCAUGAAGAAAGCGGACGAACCCAUCCCCUAUACGGCCACGGCGUGUGCAAGUGGCCCGGCUGUGAGAACGUGUGUGAAGACUUUGGACAGUUUUUGAAGCACCUAAACAGUGAACACGCUCUGGAUGACAGAAGCACAGCCCAGUGUAGAGUCCAAAUGCAAGUCGUACAGCAGCUGGAAAUACAACUUUCUAAAGAACGGGAGCGUCUUCAGGCGAUGAUGACCCACUUGCACAUGCGGCCCUCAGAGCCCAAGUCAUCUCCCAAACCACUCAACUUGGUGUCGAGUGUCACCAUGUCGAAGAACCUGCCCUCAGCGUCGCCCCCGAACUUACCUCAGACCCCCACCACGCCCACAGCCCCCAUCACGCCCAUGGCGGCCAUGCCCCAGGUGCCGUCGGUACUGGGAGGAGCCAACGUCCCCAGCAUGGGAGCCAUGCGCAGACGCCACUCGGACAAAUACUCCAUGCCUUUGUCUUCGGGUGGUGACACAGUAUUUAUUUUUCCAGAGAUUGCCCCAAACUACGAGUUUUAUAAGAACGCAGAUGUCAGGCCGCCAUUUACUUACGCAACCCUCAUAAGACAGGCUAUCAUGGACUCCGCCGACAUGCAGCUAACGCUUAACGAAAUUUACAGCUGGUUCACGCGCACGUUCGCGUACUUUCGACGCAACGCCGCAACUUGGAAGAACGCUGUUCGCCACAACCUCAGCCUGCACAAGUGCUUUGUGCGCGUGGAAAACGUGAAGGGGGCGGUGUGGACGGUGGACGAGGUGGAGUACCAGAAACGCAGGUCGCAGAAGAUCACAGGAAGUCCAUCUCUGGUGAAGAACCUGCCCUCCAGUCUUGGCUAUGGAACAGCAUUGAAUGCCAGCUUACAGGCUGCCCUGGCGGAAACCUCCCUGCCCUUGCUGGGGACCCCCGGGCUCAUGAGCAGCGCCACAGGCCCGAUGGGGGGCAGCUGCCACGGCCUGCUUGGUGGCGACCCAUCCGGACCGACUGGCGGCAGCCCGCCCGGGCUGUUGGGCGGGAGUCCACCCGGUUUGCUGGGGAUCAGUCCGCCCGGAACGCUGAGCGGCAGCCCCCCGACUAUGUUACAGUCUGCCCACGAGGAGCUCAACGGCUCGCUCGACCACCUGGACACCAACGGACACAGCAGCCCUGGAUAUUCCCCUCCAGUACACAUGCCACCUGUUCACGUGAAAGAGGAGCCGCUCAACAUGGAUGACGACGACUGUCCGAUGUCCCUCGUGACAACAGCCAAUCACAGUCCGGAACUCGAUGAUGACCGGGAGCUGGAGGAAGGGAACCUAUCGGAAGAUCUGGAGUGACUAGGAUACGGUUUUUGGUCUAUGUAUCCCUCCACUCUACUGCACUGUUUCUCUUACACAGACCUGCAAAGCUAGAAACCACUCCACAGUCCAAACAACCACAACUGACUCUCUUUCUCACCACUGGGACUAUUUAUUAAGCAUGUAUUCGGAUAGAGACCAAUCCAAAGGAACUCUUUGUUGCAGACCUUUCGGAUCCCCAAACAUGACAGACAUGAGAUGUCUGUUGUAAAAAGAAGAAAGGAAAAAAAAAAACUCACUGAGACCUGUUAUAGUUGGUGGUGGCGUGGCCACAUACAAUAAAAGAAUAAUGGACUCAUGGAAUGGGGGGGGGGGGCACAUGAAACAAAUAAGCAAAUCAUGUUCUUUUGAAAGCUAGCGGCCUCCUAUACUGCCAAAAAGGAAAGACGUUUUAUGUUUGUGAAUAACCCAACCCACUAGUUGUUAAUGUCUAGAGACAAUUGCUGGUUCAAUUCAAGUUGUUGCUCUGUUAUCAUUUGCACAGGAGUAGUCUCAGAAAAUUGUGUCACUGCCUGUAUGUUGCUACUAUUAUUAAAAUCUGCAUAUAAUUUUUUAUAAUUUUUUUUUUCUUUCUUUUUUUUUACCAUUGUUAAUUUGCAAAUCUGAUUUUUAGACAUCACCAACUGUAAAUGCCAUUCCUCUAACCACAACUGCAGUACCAAGACUGUUCGGAGAAAAGAAAAACAAGGAAAAUAAGUCGGCUUCCACUCUGUUAUGUGUUUGUAAUUAAAAGUCUAAAAUGAAGUUGGGGGAAAUAAUGACAGUUUGUGUAAAAGCAUCAUUUACAAGACAAAUGCAUUUCUUCGUAACUUUCUUCUUGCUCUUCUUACCUCGGCGUUCUAAAGCUUUGUCUACCUGCGAACAGUGACAGGCAACAGCUAGAAACCAAAGCCAACACUAGCAAUGGCCAAUAGCUUACAGGCAUAAGCCACCAAACUCCUUUUUGGUCUCACCUGCUGUGACUUUAAACUAGUUCCAACAGAAGCUUUUUUUUUUUUUUUUUUGUCCACAAACUACCUUGGAAAAACCUCUGGGAUCGUUUCAUUUAGCCCUGUACGACGAUGAUCAGAACAGAAACGAGUGCUGAUUCUUCAUGUGUAAUUUGAGAACUUAGAAAAAUGUCCGCUCUGGUUAUAUUCUGUUGGUGAAAUAACCAUAACAGUGGACCAUGACCAAAAUAAAACGUGUAUUCAAUAGUAGUGCAAAAAACAUCUUGAUGUUGUGAAGAUUAUGUUUUUUUUAUAUAUAUAUUUCUGUUAUGCAUAACCCAUUCUAACCUGUUAAAUAUGGUUUUGUCGUAGGUGGGACCAUCCAAAUACUUUUACGUCUUUACUUCUGUGGCGUCAAAAAAACUGAAAACUCUACUAACCAAACAUGAAAACUAUCUAGUGAAGCCAAAUAAGUCAUAAUUUCAAGUUAAUAUGAAAUAAUGUGGCUUGGUUAACAUGGAAAAGCAAACAGUGAUAGCCAUUGUAAAAGGGGGAUAUCUAAGGUAACCUUAUCUAGGUGAGAUUUGCUUUAACUUCAUCCACUACUCAUUAUGUGAGUUACGUUUUUUUUUUAAACUAUACAGGCUUAUACACACCAGUGUAUUCCUUAUAGGUGGUCAGCUUUUUAUGACACAGUUUGUAUUUACAGAAGAAGUACAUCCCGUUGUUUUCCUCCUCUCAAGCCUGCGAAUAGGUGCUGAUCAUUUCGCCCCCUUCACCAUUUCGUACCUUUUUGUACCCGACUUUUUCCAAAUACCAAAUGAUGCCCUCUACUGGUAGACAUUUCGUAUCGACCACUCACCAAUGUGUACCUGCUUUGGCAGCCAAUUAAAGUGAUAUUCGUUAAAUUACCUGUAGUCUACUGUAAGGAAGUGACGUUAUGUGAGUCCAGUAAAUAUUAUCUAUGAGCAGGAGUUAAUUUUUUUUUUGUUAGAGUCAACAGCCAAAAGGCUGACGGAACCAUAAACAAUCGGAGAAGUAUGUAAUAAAAAGAUUUCACAUAAUAUACAAUUUGAAUCCUAUUACACAUCAGACCAGAGCGUUUUCAUGACCAUUUUAAGUUGAAACUACAGAACCUUAACCAAAAAUAAACUCAUACAGCGUGGUGUUGGUGCUUGGUAAUGAAAUGGUUUGUUUACAGUUACAAAAAGCGAAGAAGGAGGGGUCAGAACGACAAUGUCUUGGCGCCAAGUGGGGGUACGAAUUGGCAAUGGGGAGAAUUGAUCCCGAAGUGUUGUUGCUUUAACGGUCGUUUUUGUUUUCAGUAAACCAAAGCUACACAAACCUCUGCCUCCUACAGGAUAAGCGUCAAAACUCGCGCUCACGCCACGUUUGAGUCUGGUAUACACACAUACAGAGACCAGGUGGUCAGCUUUACCGUUUUAAUGGCAUUUUAAAGGAGCCACGCCUUCGCCGCGUUCCGACCAAAACCUGAACCGCACUGUGCAUCUGUUGCUUUCAAGUUUAAAACACACUGAUACUGUACAAAAGCACUGCUUUGCAGGCAGAUCUUCACACAUCCGUGAGCCAGUGACGCGCCAAGAAGCUAGGAGAAAAAAAAAAAAAAACGACUUGGGUGGGGGGGAAGACGUAUCUUAAUAAUCUUAUCACACCAAAUAAAAAGGGCACUUCGUCUUUCAUUUAAAAUAAAAACAAAAAAAGGGGUUCUCCCACUUGCCCAAAAAAAAAAAGGCUUUCUAAAAGGUUCUACCUCUGCACAACAACUUCGGGUCUAACUCUGUCAAAUUGCAGGAGUUUUCGAUAGCUGUCCCGCUUUCCCGCGCUUGUCUCAUAAGACGUGGCUCCAAACCAACGUUUACAUUCCCUGCGUCAAGCUAUAUGGAAGAGUCGCAUUGUGAUAGGUUGUCUGCAAACAUUUGUAGAAUGAUAAUGUAUAGAUUACCUGUAAGGGGACUAUUGUGGGUUUUUUUUUUUUAAAUGCAUGUCUAAAAAUCAUUUGGUGGACUGGAAACAAAGAGAAAUAUAAUAAAACUCAUCGGGAUGAUGGCCUACAUGUUACAAUGCAUAGGAGUGCAUUACCUCAGAGGGAUAAAACCUGUCAGCCACAGAAUGCAUAUUACCUGUAGAUUUGCAUGGGUUUUGUACAAAUUAAGUUAAAAAAAAAAUGUCUAAAAUAGUUGCUUGCACAUAAUACCAGAAAGACCUCCAGAACUGCGAUCUGCUCCUCCACUAGAUUUAAGGAUUGUCUGGAUUUUCUGGGUUGAUUUUUGUCUGUAUUUUGAUAUCUGUGCAUACUUAUGUAAAAAGGAAAAAAAAAAAAUCAUGUCGGUGGACCCAUGAAAUUUACCAGACUUUUUUCUAAGAGGAAAAAAAAAAAAGAGUUCUGUGUUUCUUUUCUGACUUACCUGAAUUUUUACUGUUUCUCUCUCAUUGCUCGCUAAGAAUAGCAAACCUGCUUUUUCUGCAUCUGCUUUGCGUAGCUGUAAGGCUUUAACCUAAUGUGUGUAUUUAUUGCUUGUACCUCUGUGCAUACUUUAUGAAGCAUUAUGUCUGGCAGUUGAGUCAUGUAUCCUUUCUACUGCUAUCCUUCUCUAAUAAUUGAGAAUAUGAUCCCCCCUAUGUAUACAGUAAAUUGGGACUGUAGCAAACAUGUUUAUGUAAUUGGUGAUUUUUGUUUUUAUUCUCUUUUAUUUUAAUCGGGAUUCAACAACCUUUUUUUGAUACUUCUCAUUCCUGUGUACUGUGUCCAUAUGUUAAAGGUUCUCUGACAUUAGAAGGUCAUGGUUGAGAAUUGUAACAGACAUUAUUUUCUGUAUUCAUGGCAUUUCACUGCUGAAUAAAAUAAAGGACCAAAACUUGGAA
Messenger RNA from Fundulus heteroclitus (mummichog), 6774 nucleotides. It is a transcript of the gene foxp2, whose product is annotated as forkhead box P2. NCBI's taxonomy places the organism in Eukaryota, Metazoa, Chordata, Actinopteri, Cyprinodontiformes, Fundulidae. Gene Ontology annotation, molecular function: DNA-binding transcription repressor activity, RNA polymerase II-specific; RNA polymerase II cis-regulatory region sequence-specific DNA binding. Gene Ontology annotation, biological process: regulation of transcription by RNA polymerase II. The coding region runs from base 626 to 2941 and encodes 771 amino acids. The record is from RefSeq and is a predicted model, not a curated record. Gene Ontology annotation, cellular component: nucleus. The transcript has 19 exons.